UUCCCUCCUGAGUGCUGGAGUGGAGACUUUGCUCUGUAGGUCAUAUCUUGGCACCUACAGGGUUGGGCAUUUUCAGGGCACAGAGGACAAUCCAUGGCAGUACUGGGGGGACUGCAGAGGCUGCAGAUCAUUGGAAGGUCUGCCCAUGUAUUGCCCUCCAGCUGCACCCUCUGCUCUAAGCUUAGCACUAAAUCAGCAGGGGGGCACAGGAGAGGUGCCCAGUCCUACCCAGUGAUUAAUGGGGACAUUCUGCCAAUCUAUAGACAUGUGUAUGAAGCCAACACUAGGAACAAUGAGGGAUGCACACAAAGGUAUGUAGAAUUAUUAGAAAAAGUAAAGUUGGGGGGCGGUGAGGAUAGCAUCCUGCGACAUACCCAGCGGAAUAAAAAGGUCCUGGUACGAGAGAGACUGAGAAUGCUCCUAGAUGAUGAAAUGUUUUUAGAACUUUCUCAGUUUUCCGGCCUGGGAUUACCGUAUGGAGAUGUACCCUCUGCAGGUUGUCUGACAGGAGUUGGUAAAAUUUGUGGAAUAUGGUGUGCGUUUAUUGCCACUGAUGCAACUGUUAAAGGAGGGACUGCCUAUCCAAUAUCCGUUAAAAAACAGCUAAGAGUUCAAGAAAUCGCCAUCCAGAACCGGCUGCCCACUGUGUACCUGGUGGAUAGCGGUGGGGCGUUCUUACCUCUGCAGGCAGAGCUGUUUCCUGAUAAGGAGCAUGGUGGGAGAACUUUCUACAAUGAAGCCAUCAUGUCAGCUUUAAAAAUACCACAGGUGGCUGUCGUGUGUGGAUCCUGUACAGCCGGAGGGGCUUAUAUUCCUACGAUGGCUGAGGAAACUAUCAUAGUGGACCGUAUCGGAACAAUAUUUUUGGCUGGGCCGCCGCUGGUUAAAGCUGCGACUGGAGAGGACGUUUCCGCUGAAGAUCUAGGUGGAGCAAAACUACAUUCUAGAGUCAGUGGGUGCGUCGAUCAUUAUGCAGCGACCGAAGCUGAAGCGUACCAUCUCGCCCGAUUUAUUAUAUCCACCUUGAAUUUUGAACCUUUGCCUGAAGAAACUACAGAAUAUGAAGAUCCCUUAUAUGAUCCUCGUGAACUCCGUGGACUCGCUCCUCGGGAUUAUAGUUGCACUCUUGAUGUUAAACUGAUCCUCAGCCGGUUGAUAGAUGGCAGCAGAUUUCUGGAAUUUAAAACUGAAUACGGAACCUGUUUGGUGACAGGAUUUGCUUCCAUUGAAGGACAUUUGGUUGGAAUUUUAGCAAAUAAUGGAGAACUGACUCAUGACGCCUCUUUAAAAGGCAGCCAUUUUGUGCAGCUGUGUAACCAACGCCAAAUUCCUCUCCUGUUCCUUCAGAAUACGAUCUCUCGGGAAUCACUGCCACCAAACAUAUUAAAGGCAGAAGAACAAACGAAUCGAUUGAAAGCUCAGGCAUCGAUGAUGGCAGCUGUCGCUUGCGCCACUGUACCCAAGAUCACAUUGGUUAUUGGCGGAUCUUAUGGGGGAGAAAGCUUUGCCAUGUGUGGCAGGUCAUUUGCACCAAACUUCUUGUUCCUGUGGCCUAACGCAAGAGUCUGUCUUGUGGACCCAAACAGAGCAUCAGAACACACUCAGAUGGGAAAGGAAUCAUCACAAGAAGAAACUGGUUUAAAAUCCACACUGGAAAAGCUGAAAGAAGAAAGUUCGGCAUUUUACUCAUCAGCUAGACUGUGGGAUGAUGGUGUAAUACUACCCCAGGACACCAGGGAAGUCAUCGGAAAGUGUCUGCGAAUUAUCAGUCAACAACAGUAUGAAAAACGCACUAGUCAAGUAUCUCCAGUGCUCAGAAUGUAGACGUUUUAGUUUUUUAAAUUUGUAUAUAUAGUAAUUUUAAUAAACAUUAUAAUUAA
Molecule: messenger RNA, 1880 nt
Organism: Pelobates fuscus (common spadefoot toad)
Lineage: Eukaryota; Metazoa; Chordata; Amphibia; Anura; Pelobatidae
Product: methylcrotonoyl-CoA carboxylase beta chain, mitochondrial-like
Exons: 12
Coding region: 94-1824 (576 amino acids)
Biological process (GO): L-leucine catabolic process
Cellular component (GO): mitochondrion; methylcrotonoyl-CoA carboxylase complex
Molecular function (GO): methylcrotonoyl-CoA carboxylase activity
Source: RefSeq, a predicted model, not a curated record